Lotus japonicus is the source of this 973-nucleotide messenger RNA. RefSeq names its product prefoldin subunit 6-like. The transcript has 5 exons. The record is from RefSeq and is a predicted model, not a curated record. Gene Ontology annotation, molecular function: protein-folding chaperone binding. Gene Ontology annotation, cellular component: cytoplasm; prefoldin complex. Gene Ontology annotation, biological process: protein folding; chaperone-mediated protein complex assembly. The coding region runs from base 191 to 505 and encodes 104 amino acids. NCBI's taxonomy places the organism in Eukaryota, Viridiplantae, Streptophyta, Magnoliopsida, Fabales, Fabaceae.
AAGGGAAAAAAAAAGUAAACUGCACAGCAUACUUUCCCUUCCCUUCGCCGGUGAGUUGUCCCUCUUCCUACUUGUCUCUAUCUCCGCUCCGUCGUUCACUCUUUCUGGUUUCUUUUGUCUCAGAUCUCUCGCGGCCGUUUCCCCCAUCACUAACUCCAGUAAGUUAAAGUUGAUCAACACGAAGAAUACAAUGAGUUCGUCCAACAUUAGAGAUCUUCAACGUGAAUUGGAGAACAAAGCCAACGAUCUCAGCAAGCUUCAAAAGGAUAUUGCCAAGAAUCACCAAGUUAGAAAGAAGUACACGGUUCAGCUUGGCGAGAACGAGCUCGUCCUUAAGGAACUGGAUUUAUUGAAACAAGACGCAAAUGUUUACAAGUUGAUUGGCCCAGUACUUGUUAAGCAAGAUUUGGCUGAGGCCAAUGCAAAUGUCCGCAAAAGAAUUGAAUACAUCUCUGCUGAACUUAAACGCAGCUCUGCCCAGUGUACGGGACACCCGCCACUGUGAGGCAUGGAAAGACUCACUCAGCUUCUCAUUGUGGAGAGGUUGUUUCUAUGACAAGAACCUGAAACUGAUUAGACCAUUGAGCCGGAGGAAAUAAAGGAUAGGUAGACAUUACCAGAUCAGCAGGUAACAAGUGUGCCCAGGGUGUGAACUGUGGAAGCUAUGUUCUAGGAGAGAUAAGGGGGUGGUACAUGGAGGGGAGACUGGAAAGUUAGUUAUGCCGAGGUGGCAGUACUUCUUUCGAGGCGUGGUUGAAGUGAGAAGAUAGUUAUAGGAGCGAGGGAAUUGGGGGUGGGGGAGUAAGGAUUGAUCACCUUCAGUAUUGCGGCCUUAGGCUUGGGCAAGGGAAUGGAUAUUACUUUGUGUUCUGCUAUUUUUCUUUCUUUCUUCAGAGUUCCAAGUUCAAACUCUAUCUUGUAAUUCUUUUACCUUCCAAAGAUUAAUACUGAAUACACAUUUCCAUUUCCAAUC